This is a messenger RNA of Coprinopsis cinerea okayama7#130, 1212 nucleotides long. RefSeq lists its product as hypothetical. The transcript has 3 exons. The record is from RefSeq and is a predicted model, not a curated record. Lineage: Eukaryota; Fungi; Basidiomycota; Agaricomycetes; Agaricales; Psathyrellaceae. Bases 1 to 1212 code for a protein of 403 amino acids.
AUGCCGAACCUCCCUGACCGCAGAAAGGAAGAUUUUCGACCGUCGUACAUGGAUCGCUCGAUGAGAGACUUGGAUUGGGACGAGCGGGGGCGGGGUUCACGCAAGAGGCAGCGUAUGGACGACGACUAUUACGACAACACCUCCGAGGGCAACCCUCUGGACGGUGAAUGCGACGGGCACAAUGUGAAGGACAAGGAAUUUUACUCCGGGCCUCAAGAGGCCAAUGAGUCUGUCUUUUGCUUCAAGGGCGUUCUGUUCAAACUCAGCGAUUCUGCGCUUAAACGAUGUCCAAGCCUCAUGACACUCUUACUAAACGAAGACGGCCAGUUACAGCGUACUACAGACGACGAGCCAUUAUGCAUGCACAGCAGGGCGCACCUCCAAUGUACCCGCGCGAGUUUCAGGGCUCUAGUAUGGGCACUUCAUACCCCAGAGGAACGGCUGAGAGAUCCCCAACCCUAUGCAGACACCGACAGAAUUCUAACGCUCGCCCCAAUAUGCACCGUCUUCGGUCUCGACAUCCUUCACAACUGGGUUCUCGGAAUCAUCAAAAACAUAGUCGCCGACGACGUCCUCAUGGACUCCUGCGCCUCCGCCACCCUCCAGAAACUCAUCCAAGUCGCAUCCCGCCUAAACCUCGCCGACGUCCUCUCCACCGCUGCUAGCAAGUGGUACAAUCGCAUUCUCACCAAGAAGGAGGGCUCCAUUGUCGCUCUUCAAACCGCUGAGAAGUACAACCUGGACGACCUGCGAGGUAUCGCCUACUACGUCCACCUGCAAGAUAUGCUGGAUCGUCAAACGGCAUCCAAGGAUGGGAUAGCCACGGAACUCAAGGCUGAUGACAAGUUGAGCUCUGCCCAGGUGAUGCGUCUAUUGUCUGGGUACUGGUCCCUUGUCAGCUUCUGGGAACGCUUCAGAAUGGCGCCGUUGGAACUACCUCGAGCCCCGGAUUGCUCAGAAGCGGGUCACAAGAAAUGCUCAACGACAUGGGUCAGAAGAUGGAACUCCGCAAUUGGAUGGAGGCGCAUUUUGUCCUACAACUCAGCUGAUGCCUUGAAUCUCAUCAGCUGCUUGAGGGACCAACUCAGUAAUGACGAUGACUUGAAACUCAACGUCAACCCUUCGUGCAGGCUGGCGGGUUUAACUGCUUUGAAGACCAAGGGCGAGGAUGUCAAGAAGAACUUGAGAUCCCACUUCGUUGCAUGUAGAUGA